Chlorocebus sabaeus (green monkey) is the source of this 2486-nucleotide messenger RNA. NCBI's taxonomy places the organism in Eukaryota, Metazoa, Chordata, Mammalia, Primates, Cercopithecidae. The record is from RefSeq and is a predicted model, not a curated record.
UGGCGCCGCCGCCUGGGGGCAGCCGGCUGUGAGCCCCGUGGACAGGGGCGCCUGGAGACCGCCUCUCGUGAGGCACUAGGUCCUGGUACUUGCUGGGGGUGGGGAGGGAGAGGGGCGCACAGCGCCCAGAGGCGGAAGCCAAGCGCGUGAGUCACUCUGUUCCCCUGGGUUAGGAGCGGGACUUUGCCUCCCGCCUGGGGUCUGCAUUUCAGCUCCAGCUUCAGCGACUCAUCCCAGCAGGCUGACCCCCUCCAGAGGCUGGACCAGCUGCCUCUCAGUCUAGUGUUUUCUGCAUUCUGUCCCAGCGGAUCUGAUUCCUGUUCUGAAGAAUUGAAGUUCAGCAUCGUUAGUUAAAUUCAGCUGCUGCCUGACUGUACACCACAGCAAAGGCUUUGGAGACAUUUUACAGUUAAAACUAUAAUGACUUUCUUGGAGUGUAAUCCCAGUGGAGGCUGUUCUACAUAUAGCCUGAAAGAAUACUUAACUACCAUCAGCAAUUCUGCAGAGACCUUGUAAAAAACAAACUUUACACCAAACAACUGAGUGAUUCUGAGUUGGUUGGGGGAACCUUAGUUGUAGAUAUCAAUUUACCUCCUUGAAGAUUCGACCACUGCUACUCAGAGAGCUGCUUCUGAAAUACCAUGUCUAAGAACUCAGAGUUCAUCAAUCUGUCAUUUUUAUUAGAUCAUGAGAAGGAAAUGAUCCUGGGCGUCCUAAAGAGAGAUGAAUAUUUGAAAAAAGUGGAGGACAAGAGAAUAAGGAAGCUGAAAAAUGAACUCUUAGAAGCAAAACGUAGAAGUGGGAAAACUCAACAAGAGGCCAGCAGAGUUUGCGUUCACUGUCAGAGAAACCUGGGCCUAAUCUUUGACCGGGGAGACCCUUGUCAGGCUUGCUCACUGAGGGUAUGCAGGGAGUGUCGAGUUGCAGGUCCUGAUGGCAGCUGGAAGUGCACUGUCUGUGACAAAAUCGCGCAGCUGAGAUUAUAACUAAUUGAGUGGUUUGAAGAAAAGGCAAACGCUUCCAAGCAAGUCAAUGUUCUCAGCACUGAUGUUGUCGACAGUCCAUUUAAGACGAAGUCAGCUGAAGAAGUACAGAGCAAGAGCAAACCUGCCAGGAUACAAGAGUCAGACACUUCACCUGUUGCUGGGAAGAGGCCAGCCAUAGUGGACCCAAGAGAAGGAUUUCUUCUUAGCAAGUUCAGAUCAACAGCAACCAGAGGAGAAAUCAUAACUCCCAAACUCAAAGUGGGCCGGAGCUAUAGCUUGAAUUUAGACGGUCACUUUAGGAGUUUAAAGUCAGCUCUGGAUUCAGACAGGGGAAGCACUGGCUCAUCAGAUCUCAAUGACCAGGAAGCUGGUUCUAGGACCCCAAAGAGCAGUAGGAGCAGUGGUGUGACCCCAGUCACUCAGAGGUCUCCAGCCCCAAGCACACGAAGUGUGACCUCAGUCAUCAGUAGAGAGUAUGGUUUUGAAAAUUCCACAGAUUUGGCUGCUCUUGAAGGUACCUCUCAGGAGUUCACAAAGAGUCACCGCAGAAACACUUCUGGCACACCUUCCAUAGCAGUGUCUGGAACCUCUCUCUCCUCAGAUCGGAGUCGAUCUGAGUUAGAUUUGAGUGAGUCAUUUACAGAAGACUUAGAGGAUACAGUAAGCAUAAGAAGCAAAUCUGUCCCUGGGACUUUAGACAAGGACUCCUUGGAAGAGACUGAAGAAAGCAUUGAUGCCUUAGUGUCCUCGCAGUUAUCUACAAACACGCACAGUCUGGCAAGUGGCCUAUCAACUAAUUCUCAAGCAGGUUCUGACAGGAAGUGGACCUUCCUAAAUGUGCCUGAUGCUGACUCAGACACUACCAGUCUUAACAGCAUGAUGAGUGUUUACAGUGAAACCGGAGACUAUGGCAACGUGAAAGUCAGUGGUGAAAUCCUUCUCCAUACCAGCUACUGCUACAAAACUGGUGGGCUCUACAUUUUGGUCAAGAAUUGCAGAAAUCUGGCCAUAGGAGAUGAAAAGAAACAGAGGACAGAUGCUUAUGUCAAGUCAUACCUUCUUCCUGACAAGUCCCGGAACAACAAGCGUAAGACCAAAAUCAGAACAGGCACCAAUCCAGAAUUCAAUGAAACACUAAAGUACACCAUCAGCCAUACCCAGCUGGAAACAAGAACUCUGCAGCUGUCAGUCUGGCACUAUGAUCGAUUUGGACGUAAUAGCUUCCUCGGGGAAGUAGAGAUUCCUUUUGACUCAUGGAACUUUGAAAAUCCAACUGAUGAGUGGUUUGUGCUUCAACCCAAGGUAGGAAAUGCUCUUAGAUUAGUCAGUUAUGCAAUGAUACAAGUUAUGAGCGAAAUUGAUGUCAUAGACCUAAAGAACUCGAAGACUUUCAAAUUUCAAGUGAUAAUCUGCAAAAAAUUUGUACAGGAAAUUUUGGAAUAAUAUUAUAAAAAUGUUGUAAAUCCACCGCUUUGGAAAUUCUUUGUCAAUAUAGGUCUU